Messenger RNA from Protopterus annectens (West African lungfish), 3756 nucleotides. RefSeq lists its product as uncharacterized. Lineage: Eukaryota; Metazoa; Chordata; Ceratodontiformes; Protopteridae. Gene Ontology annotation, biological process: DNA integration. Gene Ontology annotation, molecular function: nucleic acid binding; zinc ion binding. The record is from RefSeq and is a predicted model, not a curated record.
AUGGGUCCUAUACAUAGAGUUAGUAGCAAAGUUGGCUAUAUGGUUGUAGCUGCAGAUGAGUUUAUUGAUUUCAGUCUUGUUCAACGAGCCAUAUUGCUGAGCUCGGUGGGCAGCAAGACGUACAGUCUGAUGAGGAACUUAUUGAGUCCGGAUAAACCGGGGGAUAAAUCGUUCACGGAGUUGACGAGCUUGCUUCAGUCACAUUAUAACCCGAAGCCGAGUGCAAUAGUCCAAAGGUUCAAGUUAAAUUCAAGGACUAGAAUGGCCAAUGAAACGGUAAUGGAGUAUGUCGCAGUGCUGAGGGAACUGGCACAACACUGUAAUUAUGGGGACAGACUGACAGAAAUGCUACGAGAUAGGCUCGUAUGUGGCAUUGCAGAUGACCGCAUACAAUGCAGGUUGUUAGCGGAGCCUGAGUUGUCGUUUGAAAAGGCCUUGAAGUUGGCACAGGCCAUAGAGACGGCGAAUAAAGACAUUCGUGAUUUACAGCCAAGAACCAUCGAAGGGGUGGGGAGCAGGGGUGCUACCCCACUGCCAGUGCAUAAAGUGGUCGGGGAGCCUAAAUCACCAAGGAAGUCUGGUCAGUAUGCCUGUUACAGGUGUGGCGGAGAACAUCUGGCAAGGAACUGUCGUUUCUUAAAUGAAAAAUGUCAUGCUUGCGGGAAAAAGGGCCAUGUGAAGAAAAUGUGCCGAUCAACGCCCUCUAGGGACCAGCCGAAAAAGGGGGAGGAAAAAAGCAGUAUGAUGGACAGAAACGGGAACCGAAAAAUAAAACGGCAGUAUGCACACCACAUGCGUGAAGUCAUGGUGGUAGCAGGUAAUGGACCAAACCUGUUAGGCCGGGUGUGGCUCAAGGAGCUGGAAAUGGGUUGUCUACAGCUCCAUAAAGUAGAACAGCAGGGGCUGGCCUUGCAAGAUGUGCUGGGGGACAACGAAGAAGUGUUCAAAGAGGAACUGGGGACCUGGAGGGGUCCACCAGCAAAGAUACACGUUCAAGAAAACGCAACGCCAAGAUUUUACAAACCUCGACCCGUACCAUAUGCAAUGAAGAAGAAAGUGGAGACUGAGUUGGAGCGACUCACCAAGCAAGGUAUAAUUGAACCAGUGAAGUUUUCGGAAUGGGCGGCACCAAUUGUUCCAGUAUUAAAGCCAGAUAAUACUGUACGCAUAUGUGGUGACUACAAGCUAACAGUGAACCAAGUUUCGAAACUGGAGCAGUAUCCAUUACCCAAGGUGGAGGAUGUAUUUGAAAAGCUGUCGGGAGGUGAAAAGUUUAGUAAACUGGACCUCAGUCAGGCAUAUCAACAAGUAGUUCUGGAAGAAGGGUCGAAGGCCUAUGUCACCCUAAACACACACAAAGGGCUGUUCCAAGUCAAUCGUUUACCUUUUGGUGUUUCCUCUAGUCCAGCUAUUUUCCAGAGAAUAAUGGAGGGACUGGUGGCAGGAAUUCCGAAGGUGGCUGUGUAUCUGGACGACAUCCUGUUGACGGGGAGGAACAAUGACGAGCAUCUGGAGACUUUGAACGAGGUGCUAAGUCGACUGCGAGAGGCUGGUUUACGGGUGAAGAGGAGUAAAUGUGCUUUCAUGGUAAAGGAAGCAGAGUUCCUGGGUUACAAGGUGGAUGCCUCGGGCCUACACCCCCUGCCAGACAAGGUAAAAGCCAUCCAAGAGGCACCGGCACCCACAAAUGUUACAGAGCUGAAGGCUUAUUUAGGCUUACUCAACUAUUAUAACAGGUUCCUACCAAAUCUGUCAAUGCUGUUAGCUCCUUUACAUAAACUGUUAAGGAAGGAGACCCUGUGGACGUGGCAGGAGGAACAAGAGAAAGCGUUUGAGCAGUCCAAGGAACUAAUGCAGUCUUCAGAGGUUUUGGUGCACUACGAUAGUCACAAGGACUUAAUUUUGUCAUGUGAUGCCUCACCGUAUGGGGUAGGGGCCGUGUUGGCACACCGGAUGCCAGAUGGACAAGAAAGACCUAUUGGGUUCAUGUCACGCACCUUAACUCCAGCCGAGUCAAACUAUUCCCAGCUGGAUAAAGAGGGUCUGGCUGUAAUGUUUGGAAUUAAGAGGUUCCACAAAUACCUCUAUGGCAGGAAGUUUACUGUGUGCACCGAUCAUAAGCCUUUGUUGUCAUUGUUCAACGAAAUGAAGGCCGUGCCUCAAAUGGUUUCUCCCCGAAUUCAGAGAUGGGCUGUAACAUUGAGAGCUUAUGAAUAUGAGAUUGUCUAUAAGCCCGGAAAGCACCAUAGCAAUGCAGACGCGCUGAGCCGUCUGCCGCUACCGGGGCCUCCCCAGCGAGAGGAAAGGGAGGACCGGGUGUUGAUGAUGGAGGACAUCACAUUGGUGUCCGCGAAGGAAUUGAGCGAAUGGACACGUAAAGACCCGGUGUUGGCUAGAGUGUUUCAAUGGGUCCAGCAAGGCUGGACAACACAACAACCUGAUCCAUUUUUCCGGCCUUAUGAAUUGAGGAAAACAGAGCUGAGUGUGCAAGAUGGAUGCGUGUUGUGGGGGGCACGAGUGAUAAUACCGCCCCCAGGAAGACGUGCACUUUUACAACAGCUGUACCAGGGUCAUGUGGGCAUCACCCGAAUGAAGGCCUUAGCACGAAGUUAUUUUUGGUGGCCAAAGUUGGACCACGACAUUGAAGUAGCUGUAAAAGAGUGUAAAACUUGUCAGCAGCAUCGUAACUUACCUGUGGCGGCACCACUGCACCCAUGGGAGUGGCCGAGUAGACCUUGGCAGAGACUUCAUAUAGACUAUGCAGGGCCUUUUAUGGGGGCAAUGUUUUUGAUAAUAAUGGAUGCUCAUUCGAAAUGGAUGGAUGCCUACCCAGUCAAAACACCCACUUCCACCACUACCAUUGAAUGCCUGAGAAAGAGUUUCAGUAGCCAAGGAUUACCCGAGACUAUUGUGUCAGAUAAUGCUUCAUGUUUCGUGAGUGAAGAGUUUAAGGGUUUCCUGGAAAAAAAUGGCAUUGUACACGUUACAUCAGCACCGUACCAUGCGGCUUCCAAUGGCUGUGCUGAAAGGGCUGUCCAGACCUUUAAAGCGAUGAUGAAAAAGGCUGGAGACGGAAGUAUGGCAACCAAAGUAUCAAGGGUGUUAUUCAACUACCGCAUUACACCCCAGUCUACCACGGGAUUGUCCCCUGCCGAGAUGUUGCAAGGAAGGAGAUUAAGAUCCACGUUGGAUCUGGUGCAUCCAAACAUCCCAGAAGUAGAGAGGAUACAGUGGAGGCAAAAAGAGCAUCAUGAUCGACGACGGAGAGAGAGAAGUUUCUUGGAGGGAGAUGCAGUGAUGACGCGAAACUUCAGUUAUGGACCUAAAUGGAUUCCAGGGUUUAUUGUCAAGAACACGGGUCCCCUGUCGUACCAGGUGAGGUUGAAUGGAGGUUCAGUGGUGAGGAGACAUGUGGACCAGAUUCUGCGGAGUGUGCCGGAGAAGGACUCCAUGGAACUGCAAGCCCCGGAAAUGCCGUUAGUUCCAGAAGAAGGGCUCGCAGCGGCAGGAGGAUCUCCGAUCGUGGGGGCCGAGGGAGACCGCCGGGACUCGGAAGGAGGGGUUCCCAAGGACCCAACUGUUCCAGGGAUGGACACACCGGUACCAGAGUUGGUAACUGUGACACCAGAGUCACCUAGGGUGGUACCAUUGCGCCGUUCUAAGCGGGCACUGGUUAAACCUAGUUACUUGAAGGACUAUCAAUGUUACAAUUGCAUGUCUAGUUUAAAAGAGCAACCUAACUCGAUUGUGGGGUAA